Messenger RNA from Coregonus clupeaformis (lake whitefish), 2431 nucleotides. RefSeq names its product hyaluronan binding protein 2 (gene habp2). The coding region runs from base 99 to 2147 and encodes 682 amino acids. Gene Ontology annotation, molecular function: serine-type endopeptidase activity. NCBI's taxonomy places the organism in Eukaryota, Metazoa, Chordata, Actinopteri, Salmoniformes, Salmonidae. Gene Ontology annotation, biological process: proteolysis. The record is from RefSeq and is a predicted model, not a curated record. The transcript is spliced from 12 exons.
CUGUACAUACAAAGGUUAGUCUUCCCACACAAAUGGUUGGGAAAUUAUGUGGUGAUCUGACAGAAUCACUCUUCUAGCCGCACACAAUCACUGCCAUCAUGAACUCCAAGCUGCUUUUCUUCUGCAUCUUCCUUGUAUUGCUCAUCCUACCUGUUCAAUUACAUAAACAUGAGAAGCAUGAAAAACAUAUGAAACAAGAAAAACACAACAAAAAACCUGAACGAAAAUACAGAAGAUUUGAGGAUAUUCUGAAGGACCCAUUCUUUGAGAUCGUAGAUGAACCAGGUGAGGAUGAUAGUGAUGAUCCUGACUGGCUUUAUGAACUCCAAGAACCACAUGGUCAAUGCAACCCAAACCCUUGCCUCAACAACGGUGUGUGUGAGCAGAAGGGAAAGAAGUUCAAAUGUGACUGUGCCAAGCCAUUCAAGGGCAAGAAGUGCCAGAAAGGGCCCAAAAGGUGUAAGACGGGCACAUGUGGGCGUGGCGAAUGUGUGUUGACCUCUAAACCACCUUUCUACGAGUGCAAGUGCAAGCAGCCCUUCCUGCCCCCAGACUGCAAAUCAUUUGCGGUGUGUCAGCCUAACCCUUGUAAGAAUGGAGGCUUGUGCGUCAGGGACGGCAUGGACUUUGACUGCCUCUGCCCAGAAGGCUUCAAGGGAAGUUUCUGUCAUGUUGGCCCAAAUGACUGUUACAAGCUCAAGGAUGAAGGGGAGUCGUAUCGCGGCAACGUGAGUGAGACAGAUGAUGGAGAUGAAUGUCUCUACUGGAACUCCCAUUUCAUCCUGAAGAAAGGCGUUGAUCCCUUCAAUGACUUUGAGGAUGACGAUGGACUGGGCCCUCAUAACUUCUGCAGAAACCCAGAUGGUGACACUAAGCCAUGGUGUUUCAUAAGAAGAGGGCGGGCGCUGCUGUGGGAUCACUGUGAUGUCAGGAAGUGUGCUACUGGUCCCAAGCCCACUACUACAACUACUACAACUACCAAGCCCACUACUACAACUACCAAGCCUACUGCUGGUCCCAAGCCCACUACUAUAACUACCAAGCCUACUGCUGGUCCCAAGCCCACUACUAUAACUACCAAGCCUACUGCUGGUCCCAAGCCCACUACUAUAACUACCAAGCCUACUGCUGGUCCCAAGCCCCCUACUAUAACUACCAAGCCCACUACUACAACUACAAAGCCUACUGCUGGUCCCAACACCACUACUACAACUACCAAGCCUACUGCUGGUCCCAAUCCCACUACUACACCACCCAAGCCAAAACCAACACCGGCCAAACCCUCAGCAGGUCCAGAGAAGCCUACAGCGCCAAAGCCCAGUGGAGCCCCAGGACUGACCACAGCCAGCCUCACCUCUGAUAAGCAGUUCACCACAUGUGGAAAGCCCCAGCCGAAGAAGGCCAUCACCAGGAUCUACGGAGGCUUGAAAGCCAUCCCUGGAGCCCAGCCCUGGCAGCUGUCCCUACAGGUCCGACCCAAGAGCUCCAGCCAGUCAUACAGGCACAUCUGUGGAGCGGUGCUCAUCGAUAGCUGCUGGGCUCUGACCGCCGGCCACUGCAUUGAUCCAAAGGACCAGAUGCAGGUGGUGGCUGGGAGUCUGACUCUAGGUACGGAUGUGCCCAUUGGGCAGACGAUCCAGGUGGAGAAAGCCACAAGGCAUGAGAACUACAAGGAGACAUCCGCAGCUGUAUACAAUGACAUAGCUCUGCUGAAGCUGAAAACCACAGAUGGUCGCUGUGCCAGAGAGAGCCAGUUUGUGAAGGCAGCCUGCUUGCCUGAUAGCUCAUUCCCUGAUGGGACUGAGUGCACCAUCUCUGGAUGGGGCGCUACUAAGGACUCUGUCUAUGGCUCCAACCACCUACAGGAUGCCCAGGUGCUGCUGAUCAGUCAGAAGAGCUGUUCAAGCAGUAAAGUCUAUGGGAGCACCAUAGACAACACCAUGUUUUGUGCCGGUUACCUGCAGGGAGGAGCGGACUCCUGCCAGGGUGACUCUGGAGGGCCGCUGACUUGUAACAAGGAGGGCACCCAUUUCAUCUACGGUAUAGUGAGCUGGGGAGACCAGUGUGGGUUGAAGAACAAGCCUGGGGUCUACACACGGGUCUCCCACUACCUUGACUGGAUAAAGUCAAAGACACAAGCAGCAUAGCUGGGCUAUGCCAGUCCAUACAGUUGCAGGCACUAAAAAGUUAGAUCACAGCACGGUAUUGGCAGAACAAUUCCGCAAUGCAUAUGCAACAUUGUGAUUUAGCAUCUUCUAGCGGUAGUUUAUCACAAAAACCUUGCAGUAGUGCUAAAAUAGCUGUCUCUUAAGUGGUCCGCUACUGAGUAAUCAUUGAUUUAUGUUUUGAAUAUAGCUGUUAUUCCAGGAUAUAAAAUGACUGACUUGACUGUAGGAGAACAAAACCAUUAAACUUCUCUAUAUGCACCUUC